AUGGCGCUCAGUAUCGACCAGAAGCGCUUGAAGGCUACGAAGUUCCCUCCGGAGUUCGAUCGUAAGGUUGACAUCGAGAAAGUCAACAUUGAUUUGAUGAAGAAGUGGAUUGCGCAGAAGAUCACGGAUAUUCUGGGCGACGAAGACGACAUUGUCGUCGAGACAUGCUACAAUCUAGUCGAACAGAAUCAGUUCCCCAAAAUUAAAGAGAUUCAGAUACAGCUCACCGGCUUCCUCAACAAAGACACCCCAGCAUUCUGCAAGGAGCUAUGGGACCUGAUGCUCAGUGCACAGGAUAGCCCUAUGGGUGUGCCAAAGGAGAUGCUCGAGGCGAAGAAGCUUGAAUUGCAGCAAGAGCAGGUAAGGCUACACGAUAUGCCGUACAGAGGUGAUAGCUGA
Messenger RNA from Macroventuria anomochaeta, 399 nucleotides. RefSeq names its product PWI domain-containing protein. The coding region runs from base 1 to 399 and encodes 132 amino acids. Gene Ontology annotation, biological process: mRNA processing; regulation of mRNA splicing, via spliceosome. The record is from RefSeq and is a predicted model, not a curated record. NCBI's taxonomy places the organism in Eukaryota, Fungi, Ascomycota, Dothideomycetes, Pleosporales, Didymellaceae. The transcript is spliced from 2 exons. Gene Ontology annotation, molecular function: RNA binding. Gene Ontology annotation, cellular component: spliceosomal complex.